AUGCCAACAUCAAAAAAAGCUUAUAAGUAUUCUGUCGAAUUGAAUGUUAAUGUACUUGAUGCGCCUGGUGCUCGACUAACAACAAAAGGUGAUAUUUAUAUAAAUAUUUGUUUAUUGGGUGUACAUAAACGUACACGUUUAAUGCCACCUAAUUUUCCAAUGCAUAUUCAUGAAAAAUUUUAUUUUGAUAAAAUUUUUAGAUCAUGUUACAAUUCCCGGGAUAUUAUUCAACGACUUGCACGUGAACAUGCUCUUUUUGAAUUACUUCAAACUAAUGUUCCAUCACCAGUUAUUUUGGCAAGUUAUGAAACAAGUGCAAAAGAUUUUCUUUAUCCAUACUCAUAUGAUCGAGUACAAUAUACGGGUUUAAAUCGUUAUAUUCUUCUUAGUCGAACAGUUGAUUUUCCAGGAAUUGCUCCUAGUUUGGAAUUUACUGUUAGCCCAUCUAUUGAUGAUGUUACUGGAAUAUCAAAGAGUAUUAAAAAUCAUAAAUAUACACAACCUAUUGAUUCAUAUGGAAAAAGUCCGAAACGAACAAAAUCACCAAUAUGGAAACCAACAUCUACAUAUCCAAAUCGAUCUUCAUUGAACGACUCGGCUAAUGUAUCAAGUUCAGUAACAUCACAUACAAUAUCAUCAGCAGUAAAAGGUGAUUAUUCACAACCUCAAACAAAAGCAAAAUUACAAGAAUUAGCUAUACCAGGAGAAGUUAAACCUGUUGUUCUGCUUGAUAAAACAUUGGGACGAGAACCAUUUGUCGUGCGACAUGUCAAUGAGGAUUUGAUUGGUCGUAAACCUCUAUCUCAUAUUGUCUUUGAUGAUGGUCUAGUUGUUAAUGAUUAUUCAUUCUCUCGUGAUAAUAGUUACAUGUCAUUGUAUUCACUAAAUGAUGGUUACAAUUAUUCUCGAUCGGUUUCUCCAGCUAAUCGUCGUAGAAGUGGUUCAAGAGGGGCACGAGUUCGGUCAACAUCACCAUCGCGUCGUUCAGCAAGAACAUCUCAGUCUGUUGAUUUUGAGCGUCAAGGACGUUCACGAACACCUGAACGACGUUCUAGAUUACGUCCGGCAACAACAUAUUCUUAUAAUGAUUAUGAUUCUCAACAUACAGAUGAUGAUUGUGCUAUAUGUCGAUUACAUCGUGCUCAUAGUGAACGAAGUCGAAGAGCAAAAUCUUUAGAACAGCAACGCUUUACUACAACUUCAAAACAUAAAUUAUAUUCACCGGCUGUCUACUCCAAUACUACAUCGCCUUAUUUAACGAGUACAACAUUACUUCGAGAUCCAUUUCGUUAUCGUCAUCGACAAUCGCCAGCAGGCGAACUAAGUGACAAGAUUCUUCAUACUCUUCGACAUAAUCUUGAUUCUUAUAGUGCUCAACCGUGGCAUAACUAUUAUUCUUCUUUUCGUUAUUCGGAUGGACAUAUGGAUGAUGAUGAAUUACUUGAACGAAGUCGUCGACUCACACAAGAUUAA
This is a messenger RNA of Rotaria sp. Silwood2, 1473 nucleotides long. The record is from the annotation of a GenBank genome assembly. Lineage: Eukaryota; Metazoa; Rotifera; Eurotatoria; Philodinida; Philodinidae.